CUUGCUGUAUUUUGCUUUGGGGAAGGAUAUCUGUGUAUCACAGAGAAAUCGCGUUUAAAAUGACAGCUGCUAUUGUGGAAGCUCUCUGUAUCUUGACAAAACCUACCGGAGAUAUGCAUGUAAGCGGCGCACAGUCAUCCCAGCAGGGGGCGCUGCUGCACGCACUGCAGUCAAACCUGGAGCGGCUGGAGACUGGCCUGCAGGCAGAGCCGGGGCUGGUGGAGGCGCGCACUCUGCGGGACGAGCGUGGGGUCCCGUGGUACCAGGAGACGCAGGAACUCCCCUGGAGGUUCACGCAGGAGUGCCUCCUCCUGAUGCUUGGGCUCUCCCGCCACCUCUCCCGCCUGCUGGCGGCCUUCCGCCCUGUCACGGGCCCUCGUCCCGGGCCCCGGCUCCCCGAGCCGGCUCCGGCACUCCCUCCCGACGUCCUCAGCGUGGGCCAGCAGAAGGCCGUGGGGGCAGCGCUGCAGUUUGUUGUCACCCUGGGCCUCUGCCCCUACCUGGCCCCGGGGGUGGGCGUGCCCCUGGGGCGGAGGUCCGCGUUCGGGGCGGCCGUGGAUGCUGCGGUGCGCGGGGGCGGGACUGCAGACUGUGACAGGCGGCUCCUGGUCGUAACGAGCACCCUGCUGGAGCUGGCGGAGUUGUCUUCCCUCGCCACGCUGGUCUUCACCCGCCAUCUGGGGGAUGUGAUGGCGGGCCUCUGCCAGUUGGGCUACCGUCCACACCGGCCAGAGGGGGCCAGCACUGAGAGCGACAAGGGCAUCAGCAUGGAAGAGCGCCUGAACUGCAGGAAAGCACUGCAGGGCAUUCUGGGAAAAGUGUACCAGCCAAUUGUCAUUAAGGAGCUCCUGAUUCUCCAAGGUGGUCCCAAGCAGGCCCCUCCCUGGCUGCGGAGGCUGUGUGGGCAACUCCUGUCAGACAGGCUGAUGCAGCCCUGCGGAGUGCAGGCCGUGGUGCGAGCCGUGCUCGAGGGAGCUGGAGGGGGUGCUGCCGCAUCAGACUGGGGGAAGUGUGACAUGGUAGCCAGGGUCCUGGCAGCCUGCCCCCAGCAGGCCCUCUCUGUGGAGGAGUACUACAGGCAGGUGUGCCCACAGGUGCUGGAACUCCUGCACUUCCCAGACAAGCUGACAGCCCUGCAGUUUCAGCGAGUGGCCACCAGGGCGGCGCUCACCAUGUUGCAGGAGCGCCCGGAGCUUGCACGGCAGUACCUACUAACCCCCCUAUUGGCCCCUCUCGCCCGCUGUGGGGCCCCGACAGGGGGUCUCCCGGCCCCUGAGUGUGUGGCAGAGUGGGAGUUAACGCGCAGUGUUGAGGAUGUGUACAAGGUCUGGGUGGUUGGUAACAGUCCGUCUCCCGUGCUGUUGAAGGCUCUGGGAGAGACCGUUCCUGUCCUCUUCUCUCUGUACUGUUUCAGCAAGCAGAGCGUCUGCCAUUUACGCGCCCCCUGUGGGGAGAUCCUGCAGUGGUUCUUGUGCCACUCGGAGCCAGCCGAGGCCCUCAGUGCUCUGAAGCAGCUGUGCCGUCUCCAAACGCCAGUGGGCGGAGUCACACCAGGGUUCCACUUCUCUCCUGGCAGUGAGGGAGGAGCCAGGCUUGUACCCAGAGAGCAGAUCAGUGAUGAAGAUGAGGCUCUGUAUGAUAAGGUGUCAGGGGAGCAGUGGCAGGUGGAGUGCCUGGUUCAUUUGCUAGCCGAGAUGAAAGACAAGGACCUGCCUGGAGACUUCUUCCUGGAGCUACUUGAGGAGCUGACGGGCUGGGCUGCUGAGGAGGAAGUUGGGGAGGAGCAGGAAGUGGACACGUCGGCCAUGACGCUGUUGGAGCUGGAGGAGCAUCUUUUGCAGAGCACGGAGGGGCGUGGCCGCAGGCUGGCCCUGCUGCAGGUGCUGGCGGCCGUGUGUGAGGGCAUCUCCCACACCCUGCUGCUGCGCAAGCCCACCCAGGUGGUGGGGUUCAUGGUGUCCCUGUUGGAGAGGGCCUGUGUGGCUGUGGGCAGAGGCUGUGACAGUCCUGUAGAGACUCAGACUCUCAGCAUGGGCAUGGGCCUGGUGGCCACUCUGCUGGCGGGGGACAUGCAGUUGACCUCUCAGGACCGUGCCUCCAUGUCACUGCUGCUACCACCUCUGGACUACAUUUCCCAGAAGCACCCAGAGCUAGUCAUCCAGGAGCUGGCCUCUGAUUUGCGUGCAGCCAUAGCAACGCAUGGGGCGUUCUGCCCUGACACUGUGACCCAGGCAGCCCGCGCCCGUAUCCCACAGCGGACCCGCAGCACUUCGGCGGCCCAGGUCACACGGAGCAAGGACACCGCCAAUCCGCUACUCGUGCAGGACGCCCCCGGGGGAACAGGGGGCAGCGGGGGGUCCUCGCCCGCCAGCAGGGCGUUCUCGGAGUGUCUGCUGGAGGCCUGUGAUCCAGACGUCCCCACACGGGCGGUGGCGCUGAGGAGCUUGACCCGAGCCCUGCAGGACAGGAGCCUGGAGGCCCUGCAGGCCCAGGACAGGGUGCUGACUCUGUUUCUGGAGAAUCUGAACCACGAGGACUCCUUUGUGUAUCUUUCAGCUAUUCAAGGUCUGGCGGUGCUGGCUGACUCCUCCCCCGACACGGUCCUGCUCAGGCUGCUGGAGGAGUUCGGGGGCGGAGCCACGGGCCCCUCCCCCGAGGCAUGCUCCCUGGAGACGCGUCUGAAAGUGGGGGAGGUGCUAAUGAGGGCGAGCAGGGCGCUGGGUGACCUGGCUCCCCACCACGGCCGGCCCCUGAUUGGUGUGUUCCUGCGAGGGGUGAGGGAUGCAGAUCCCAGCGUCAGGGCCAGCAGUCUGUCUAACCUGGGGGAACUCUGCCAGAGACUGAACUUCUCUUUGGGUCCCCUCACUCAGGAGCUGAACUGCUGUCUGACGGCUGUGAUAAAGACGGAGAGGGAGGUGGAGGUGCGCAGGGCUGCGGUGCACGUCAUCGCCCUCCUGCUGAGGGGCCUGAGUGACAAAACCACACAGGUCCUGGGCGAUGUUCUACUGGAUCUUUACCGUGCACUGAAAAGUGUGGUGCGGACAGACAGUGAUGAUGUCACCGUGCUCCACGCCCAGCUGGCCCUGGAAGAGCUGGAUGAUGUCAUGAAGAAGUUUCUCUUCCCCGUGCAGAAACUGGAGAAGAAGAUUGUUGUGCUGCCCUGAGGCCAGAGAGGACAAACUUUACACACACAGACUUCUAGAUAUGUUUAGUAAGGAGUGACGUCUGCAUACGGAAUCUCACAUAUCGGAUAGGAAGAGUAUCUGUGUAUUGACUCAUAAAAUCUGGUCAGACAGGGGACUGUUCUGGUCAGACGCACCAUAUGGUCAGAAGGAGAACUUCAGGUAGUAGACCCACCAAGUAUGGCUGAUUUGUACACGUUUCAAGUUUGAGACCCCCCAAAAUCUGCUGUAAGCUGUGUGAGUUGUAUGCAAAUUUUGCCAGUAGUGCCUCAAGAGUCACCACAGUGUCACUCAAACCCAUGUGAGAAGCAGUAGACCUGCAGCUGCCAUUUUUGCAUUUCGUGUGUACGUUGAGUGUAAUUAAAAUGUAUGAAUAAAGUUCAUGCAUGAAAGUGA
Messenger RNA from Conger conger (European conger), 3578 nucleotides. It is a transcript of the gene tango6, whose product is annotated as transport and golgi organization 6 homolog (Drosophila). NCBI's taxonomy places the organism in Eukaryota, Metazoa, Chordata, Actinopteri, Anguilliformes, Congridae. The record is from RefSeq and is a predicted model, not a curated record. The coding region runs from base 60 to 3164 and encodes 1034 amino acids. The transcript has 19 exons. Gene Ontology annotation, biological process: protein secretion.